Messenger RNA from Episyrphus balteatus (marmalade hoverfly), 1688 nucleotides. It is a transcript of the gene Gasp, whose product is annotated as protein obstructor-E. The record is from RefSeq and is a predicted model, not a curated record. Gene Ontology annotation, molecular function: chitin binding. NCBI's taxonomy places the organism in Eukaryota, Metazoa, Arthropoda, Insecta, Diptera, Syrphidae. The transcript is spliced from 5 exons. Gene Ontology annotation, cellular component: extracellular region. Bases 232 to 1011 code for a protein of 259 amino acids.
CUACAACGAAAAAAUUACUGAAAAUAAAACGGCAAAAUUUUUGAGGCACAUAACACAGUUUUACACCUCUUGGCCUGGUAUAAAAAGCGAAUGUAAGACCUCCAACCACACACAGUCGGUUUAUACGUUUUGUAGUCGAAAGAGCCUUUUUUUAUCUCUUUAUUUUUUUUUUAAUUUGAAAUAAUUUUUGUUUUUGAAGAAAUUUUUAAAUUUCAAAAAAAAACUUUAAAAAUGAACAAGUGUAUGAUUGUUUUUGUUGCCCUCUUUGGAGCCGCUUUGGCCCAAGAUUCAUUUAAAUGUCCUGAUGAUUUUGGAUUUUAUCCACACGAAAAAUCCUGCGACAAAUACUGGAAGUGUGAUAAUAGUGUUGCUGAAUUAAAGACCUGCGGUAAUGGUUUGGCUUUUGAUGCUACCGAUGAGAAAUUCUUGGCUGAGAACUGUGACUAUUUGCACAAUGUUGAUUGCGGCGAUCGUUCACAAUUGGAACCACCAAUUUCCUCUCCUCACUGUUCCCGAUUGUACGGUAUCUUCCCCGAUGAACAAAAAUGUGAUGUCUUCUGGAACUGUUGGAACGGUGAACCCUCAAGAUACCAAUGUUCUCCCGGUCUUGCUUACGAUCGUGAUUCUCGUGUGUGCAUGUGGGCUGAUCAAGUACCAGAAUGCAGAAAUGAAGAAGUUGCCAAUGGAUUCUCUUGCCCUGCUGCUGGUGAAAUCUCAAACUCAGGCUCCUUCUCUCGUCAUGCCCAUCCAGAGGAUUGCCGUAAAUACUACAUCUGUUUAGAUGGUGUUGCCCGUGAAUAUGGUUGCCCAAUUGGUACAGUCUUCAAAAUUGGUGAUGGUGAAGGUACCGGAAACUGUGAAGAUCCCGAAGAUGUUCCCGGAUGUGAAGACUACUACGGUGACUUGGAUUUGAAGAGCAUUCGUAAAAGUGAACUCUUAGCUGGACUUCAUACACCCGAAGCACGUAACAAAGCACCCAAAGUAAAAGCCACUCCUGCCAAGGAAGCGUAAAUGAGAGUGUUUCAACUUUAACAAUAUAAUUUAAACAAAAAAUACUAAAAAACAAAAAAAAAAAUCCACAGAGAUAAAAACAUGAAUCCUUCAUUUUAAUUUUGUUUGUAAUUAUUUUUUUUUUUUUGUUUUAAUUUUUUAUCCAUUUUAAUUUUAUUUAAUUAUUUUUUUUUAUUUUGUUAUAAUUUUAUUUUAAUUUUUGUUUUGUUUUUAUUUUAUUUUUUUCUAAUUUGUUUUUGCCUUAAAUUAAGAAAAAGAAAUAAGUCUUAUUCGAAUCAAAUAUUAUUGUUAAGUAAAAUCAAAAUUUAAAAUAACAAAGCAGGCUAGGAUGGUGUCAAAUAAGGAAACAACAAAUUGACACCAAAUUGUUAAGUUAAACAUAAAAAAAAAAUCAAAAAACAAAACAAAACAAAAAAACAAACAAACAAAUCAUGUUUCUUAUAAAAAUUAAGAAUGUAAAUUUUAAUUUUAUAUAAAUUCUUAUAAAAUGAGAGACUGCUAUUAGAAACACGAAGAUGUAAAUCAGUUUAAUUUUUUUGUUAACUGAUUUAGAAGACCAAGAGAGAAGAUUAACGUUAUGUUAAAAUUAUCGGUUUAACAUAAGGUUUUAAAAAAUGAGAUUACAAAAAAAAAAAACAACAAUUAAAAUCGUUGAGCCACAAAAUAAAAAUAGAUAC